AAGUGACUCUGUAAAAACCUUUUCUGAGAAAUCAUCUAAAAAAGACCUGGAUGUAUCAUCUAUUGACAGUAAAUUGAAUGUGACUGAUACAAAGUCAAAAGACAGUAAAUCAAUGGCAGUAGAUAAAAAUGAUAAAUCAACUAAACCAGUAGAAACAUUGAAGGAAGUAUCUGAAAUAAAACAUGAUAAUAUAAAGACAACAUUACUGAAAAAAGAUGAAGAAAAGAAAAGUGUAAACCCUUCAGCAGAUAAUGUUAAUAAAGACACUAAGAAAUUGGGCUCUUUGAUGGGCAGAUUUGAGAAGCAAACAGAACCUGCAAAACUCAAACCAUGGCAGAAAUCUAGCAUUAAACGAGACAUAAACACAAAGCUUAAUGUUGAAAAGGUUUCAGAUCAACAAAAGGUUGAACAACCAUCAAGUCCUACAAAAAAAUUAAAAUCAGCCGAAGUUGAUUUUGGGAAAGUUGAAGACAAUCAGAAAGACAGUAAAAAGUCAACAUUAGGGCUUCUGACUGGAAAGUUUGAUAAAGCAAAAUCUGAGACUGUUGAAAUAAAGAUUGACAAACCAGAUUUGUCUAAAGAUGAAAAAGCUGAAAUUGAAACCAUUGAUGCAACGAAAGUAUGGAAUCUGAAACCGUUAGACGUUCAGAAAGCUAAGGAUAAUAGGAAUGAUCUUAAACCAAUUUCCCCUAAGGCUUCAGGUUCUCCCAGAUCACCUGGAGGAGGAAGCAUAAGUUCAAUUAUGGACAGAUUUCAACAAAAAUCUGAUGUUAAAGUCCAGUUAAAAGGUGCCAAACCAAAAGCAGUACAUGCAACACAGGAGACUGUGGAAAUACCUUUAGUAAAAGCAUUAAGCAAAGACAGUCCAGUUAUUCAAACUUCUACAGCAAUUGGUGGCACGUCAAAGCCACCUUCCACACCCACUACUAAUGUGCAUACCCAGUCAAUGGCAACUGGAGGAAUGUCUAACACAGAGGCUACUGCAUCUGGGGGACCUGUCAAUGUAGAGCUUCAUAUGCAAGGCAAAAAGGGAGGGUCAGCUAAAAUUGUUGACACUGCGAAAGGCCCUGUUGGUAUAAAAUUAAAGAUAGGAAGUGGAGGAGUGUCUGUCAUGGAAAGUAACAGAGAGAUUAAAUUCUCAUCAUCAGGGUCUGUUGUUUUAUCAUCUUCAGGGGCUACAGUUUUGACUUCAGGGGGUACUCCUCUGCAACCAGGUUCUCCUGGGAUUACAAUAAAGUUUGGUGGGAAGACUCCUCCUGUUGUUAAGUCAAAUGCACCUUGGAAAUACAGACUAUGAAAAUAAUGUAUUAUAAAUAUAACUGUUUAGGAAAUUCCUUAAACACCUUAGUACUCUGUGGGGUUCAUUACAAGAAAUGAAUUAAUACGUCGAAUUGUCUUGUCAUGUAUAAACUUGUUCAUAUAUAAUGUAUAUAUGUGAAUGGUGACAAAUAAC
Messenger RNA from Owenia fusiformis, 1453 nucleotides. NCBI's taxonomy places the organism in Eukaryota, Metazoa, Annelida, Polychaeta, Sabellida, Oweniidae. The record is from the annotation of a GenBank genome assembly.